AUGGAAUACGGCGGAGCUUGUGCCCGACUUGAGUCAUUAUUAGCUGAUGCCUUUAAAGGGAAAGGAUUUCAGAAAAUACAUGAAGCAUUACAAGAAAAGGAUGUUUAUCCUCAGAAGUGCAGCAAACAAUUAUUAAACCAACUGGACAAAGUUCUGAAAAAGGAACUGGACAAAAAUGAGUUCCCAAACGUUUCAUUGUUGCUCAGAUGCAUUCAGCUGUACUGUAGAAGUGAUCCUCAGGAAGGCAUGAAUCUGCUUCUUCAGCAAGGAUUGAUACCAAAGAUGGUCACCUGGUUUGAAAGAACUAGAGAAUUUCUGAACCUGAUAGAACCAAAAGAAAGUAAAUUCUUAUCAAGGCUGGUUGAAGACUUUUAUGACACGGCACUGGUCAUUGGCAAAAGCAGCGCUGAAGGGAAGAAACAGUUGCUUGAAUUCUUCAUACCAUACUUGGGACAUGUAGCUGUCGAGCCUAAGGUGAACUGUGCCCUUCGACAGGAGGCUCUGAGAACCUUAAACACGCUGUUGGACAACGUAGCUCGAGAGGAAAGAAAGAAGUUUGCAUUGUCUGAAGAGAUGUGUUCACUUACGAAAGACCUUGCAAAGAUGAUCCUGGAUGUUGGAGACUAUGACAUCCAGGUUGCUAUUUUGGAAGCCCUGUUCAGGCUGAUGUUAAAAAAAUGGAGAGAUGACCUUGCGCAUAAUUGGUUUGAAGAUGAACACAUUGCUAAGGCCUUCAAAGAAAUCACAGAUAGAGACUUUGAGACGGACUGCAGAAAAUUUCUUAAUGAACUAAAUGAAAGACAGGGGGAUAAAAGAAGAGUGUUCUCAUUUCCUUGUAAAGCUGCUUAUGCUGACACGAAUAAGUUAACAAAACCAGCGGAUGAGAAAUUGGAGGAGUUUUGGAUUGACUUUAAUUGUGGAAGUGAGAGUGUGACCUUCUACUUAAAUAGCCCUGAGAGUGCUCUCUGGGAGUCUGUGAAAUUGCCAAAAGAAGAAAUCAGCAGUUACUGUGUGCAAGAGGAAGAGGAUGAAAAGAUCCUUAAAAUUUUCAUGCAGAACCCCACUACAAUCAACAAAAAAGAAGUAACAAAGAUAAAAAUUCACUUUGAUAGCAAGUUUGAUGUUUCGAGUCCACUUGAUAAAAUAUCAGAAAAGAAGAAAAUGGUAAUAUUGGAUAAAGUUGAUACCAAGAUCAGUGAAGAUGGACCGCAGAAAAAUGUGCCUGUACCAAGCAAUUGUGCUGAGUGGAUAAAAGAUUCUGCAGGUACAAAUUCUCUAUCGGACAUUUUUGAAUCACAUCAGAUUGAUGAAUCCAUUACCAUUGCAACAAAAAUGGCUACUCCUAUGGAUGCCUCUGCAGUUGAUAAAAGACAACAAAUGGGGAAAGAACAUGGCCGCCCAGAUCAAGUAUCCAUGGGUCUUACAGCAGUUUCUCUAAUACACACAGCAACUGCGUUGAAAACUCCCCCGCCACUGAAGCCUUCUCUACUGAAACAGAAGAAUAAGACUGUCUUUGUUUCUGGUGUCCACAGUGAGCCAAAUGCAGAAGGGAAAGUUGAUAACCAGACUACAGACACACUCACUUUAGAGAAUAAUGAAAGAGGCAGAAAAAGGAAUUCAAGCAAAGAAAUGACUGAAGCAAAGAAGGAUGCAUAUGAAUUUGAAUACUUAUCUGACCCUGUGGCACACAAUAUGGUCAUUGAAAUGAAGCAUAAAGUCUUUGUCCAGAAGACCCCUUUGCAAAGGAGUUCAGAAAAAGGAGACGUGGAACUGAACAAGGCUGAAGGAAGGCAGUCUGCUAGUUACAAGAAUCAUCUCUUCUCUGAAAGUCACCAUGAAACGCCAAGCAACAGUGCUAGUGAAAAAAGCUGGAUCAUUGACUCUCAGAAAAAAUCUGCGUCUAAAACUGUUGACUACACUCGUAGAAGGCCAAAGGUCAGAAGCAAUUUAAAAGUAUUACCAUUAUCUUCUCCUAGUAGUGGCAGUGAUCACCGUGCAAAAAAAGUUGGGAAUUCAGCCAUGCGCAGUGAAAUGGCCAAGAGAAGAAGGAAACAGAGCACAAGAAUAUAUAACUUCUCAGCAUUGCAGAGAACUGAUGGCUUGGAAAUGGCUGAUGCCACUCUGCCCCUAAGUGGUAUUUCUUCCCUUGACGACUCAGAUGCUGCUAUAAAUAAGAACUAUGAUGCCACAUCCAGUACUCUACCUCUGAAAGAGCAGGUCUCUAGAUCUAAGCGCAAACUCUCAGGCUUCUCAAGUGAUCUCUGUAAGAAGAGAUUGAAAACCAUCAAGAGGAAACCUAGUAAUGAGCAGUCUUCUAGCCUUUCUUUUGAACCAAAAAAACUUUUUGACUCCAUAGAACUAGAAGAAGACAUGAAUAAAGGUCAACCUAUAGAUGCAUUAGAAGAAAAUAUAUCCUGCAUAUUCCAGGAAGACACUGGUGAUGCAGGGGUCAUUGCUGCAUUUGACACCUUCACAAAUGAAUUGAAAAAAAUGUUUUGGACUCGGUACAAGAGGAUAGAGAAUUACACGCAGAAUACCUUGAAGGCACCUGAACAGAACAUGUCGGCGUUAUUGAAUCAGAUACACCAGUGCCGGCUGAAGGAACUGGAAAGUUUCCACAGGACUGUUGUGCGGGAGCUAGACGACUUGGAGAAGAGAGCUCAGUUUCUCUCAGGCCUUGAGAAGGAUACAGUGGAUACAAUCCAUGGAUUCAGGGCCAGAUGGAACAGCAGUGAAUUUAAAGGAAACAAUCCAGGAUGUUAA
This is a messenger RNA of Eublepharis macularius, 2763 nucleotides long. It is a transcript of the gene SYCP2L, whose product is annotated as synaptonemal complex protein 2 like. The coding region runs from base 1 to 2763 and encodes 920 amino acids. The record is from RefSeq and is a predicted model, not a curated record. The transcript is spliced from 33 exons. Lineage: Eukaryota; Metazoa; Chordata; Lepidosauria; Squamata; Eublepharidae.